AUGACGGAGGAACAUCUCGAGAUAUCCCCGUCCGCGCUAUCGCUCGAGGCUAUCGUCGCGCGCGUCCGCGCGGACGCCGCGGGGGCCAUCUCCACGUUCGUCGGCGUCACGCGCGACACCUUCGAGGGAAAGAAGGUCUCGACGCUCGAGUAUGAGGUGCGUCCCAUACACUGGUUCCCAUACGACCGCGUUGGCGUGGUGAACGCCGAUCCUUAA
Messenger RNA from Micromonas pusilla CCMP1545, 216 nucleotides. RefSeq names its product molybdopterin synthase (gene CNX6A). Gene Ontology annotation, biological process: Mo-molybdopterin cofactor biosynthetic process. NCBI's taxonomy places the organism in Eukaryota, Viridiplantae, Chlorophyta, Mamiellophyceae, Mamiellales, Mamiellaceae. Gene Ontology annotation, cellular component: cytosol. The record is from RefSeq and is a predicted model, not a curated record. Bases 1 to 216 code for a protein of 71 amino acids. The transcript has a single exon.